UUAUUUAUUUAUUUAUUUAUUCCAAGGCUGGGAUAAUGGCUCAGUGCACACAGCAGGACCUAUCUCUGGCCCAGGGAAAUCUACAGCUACUAAGCUGGUUUGGGGGCUGGGGACACAGUUGAAUAAACACAAGUACUUAGGUUUUCUGAGAGUGCUGUUCUUCUCUGGUUCCGGAGGCAUGAGUAGGUUGUGUGCCUCACUGUCUGUCCCAGUGAAAUUGCGUCAUGAACGGUACUGCCACAUGAGCUGUGGAAUGACGUUAAGGGAAUCAUACAUGAAGAAAGCAAGAGAUCAUUAAAAAGACAGGAAGUAAAGAAAAGACUAAAAUGGAUGUUAGAAGACACUCUGAAACUUGCUUUUGAAUAUCAAGUAGCUAUAGCAAAAGGAAGAAAUGGUGAAGUAGGAGUGAACAGAAGUUUCCCAAGGGUAGAUUGAGAAGACAAAGUAAAGUAGUAUAAUUACAUGUGCAAAGACCCAGAGAUAGAAAACUAAAAGUGAAGAACACAUUCAGAUUUUCCAAAACUGAAAGAUCUGAAGAAAAAUCCAAGCCUCGAGUUACAUUAUUGAAUGAUUCCAUGGGGGAAAUAUUAAAUGACAGAGCAAGCAUCAAAAGAAGGUGGAAGGAAUACAGAGUCACUAUACCGAAAAGAAUUGGUCGACAUCAACCAUUUCAGGAUGUAGCAUAUGAUCAGGAACUGAUGGUCCUGAAGGAAGAAUUCCAAGCUGCACCGAAGACACUGGCAAAAAAAACAAGGCUCCAGGAAUUGACAGAAUAACAAUUGAGAUGUUUCAACAAAUGGAUGCUGCACUGGAAGUGCUCACUCAUCUAAGCCAAGAAAUUUGGAAGACAGCUACCUGGCCAACUGACUGGAAGAAAUUCAUAUUUAUGCCUUUUCCAAAGACAAGUGAUCCAUCCAAAUGCAGAAAUUAUUGAACAAUAUCAUUACUGUGACAGGCAAGUAAAAUUUUGGUGACGAUGAUUCAAAAGCUGUUGUAGCCAUACAUUGACAGGGAACUGUCAGAAAUUCAAUACAGAUUCAGAGAAAGCCAUGGAACCAGGGAUAUCACAGAUGAUACCAGAUGGAUCCUGGUUAAGAGCAAAGAAUACCAGAAAGAUGUUUACCUGUGGUUUAUUGACUAUGCAAAGGCAUUCAUCUGUGUGAAUCAUAAAUUAUGAAUAACAUUGGGAAGGAUGGGAAUUCUAGAACACUUAAUUGUGCUGAUAAGGAACCUGUACAUCGAUCAAGAAGCAGUCAUUUGAACAGAACAAGGGAUACUUCAUGGAUUAAAGGCAAGAAAUGUGGACAUCAGGUUUGUAUCCUUUCACCAUACUUAUUUAACCAGUGGAACUCUACUGGUGCAGUGCUUAAACCUUCAGCACUAACCAGAAAGUCAGUAGUUUAAAUCUACCCCUUGCUUCUUGGAAACACUAUGGGGUAGUUCUACUCUGUCCUAUAGGGUCACUAGGAGUCAGAAUUGACUUGACAGCAACACUUUUGGUUUUGGUUUAUUCAGUCUGUAUGCUAAGGAAGUCAUCUGAGAAAAUGAGCUGUAAGAAGAAGAAUGGGACAUCAGGAUUGGAGAAAGGCUCCUUAAUAACCAGCAUUAUGCAGAUGACACAACCUUGCUGGCUGAAAGUGAAGAGGACUUGAAGCACUUACUAAUGAAUAUCAAAGACCAUCAUCACCUUCAGUAUGGAUUGCACUUCAACAUGAAGAAUACAAAGAUCCUCACAACUGUAUCAAUAAGCAAAAUUAUGAUAAAAGGAGAAAAGAUUGAAGUUGUCAAGCAUUUCCCUUAACUUGCAUUCACAGUCAACACCCAUGGAAGCAGCAGUCAAGAAAUUAAAAGACAUGUUGCACUGGGCAAAUCUGCUGCAAAGGACCUCUCUGAAGUUUUGAAAAACAAAGAUGUCACCUUGAAGACUAAGGUGUGCUUGACCUUAUGUCUCACAUAUUUGCUCCAGCUGUCAGGAAUAAUCAGUCCCUGGAAAAGGCAUCAUGCUUGGUAAAGUACAGCAUCAUAAAAAAAGAGGAAGACUUUUGAGGAGAGAUGGGUUGAUACAGUGACUGCAAUAAUGGGCUCAAGCAUAACAAGGAUUGUGAGGAUAACACCAGGCAGUGUUUCGCUCUGUUGUUCAUAGGUUUGCUAUAAGUCAGAAUCCGCUCAAGGGCACCUAACAAUAACAACAUAGGUAGAUAGCUAGAGAGAAAGAGAGAAAUAAAAAAGCAAAACUAAGUUUUUUGUUUUCUGGAAAGCAUCGUCAAAACAUGUAUGUUUUCUUAAAAAGUUUCAUACUUAUACCUUUCAACAAUAAGAGUAGAAAGAGCCCUUGGAGUCUGUCUAUUUCUACUGUUUGUUCUUUACCCACAAAACAACCAGAAAAUAUUUAAGAGCAAACACUUAAUGAUCCAUUACUUUUGGAAAUUCUUAUUCCAGAGACUGUGAGAAUUUCCAGAGAAACAAACAGAAAAUAAUAAUAAUAAUUCAAGACAGAGUGGACUAUGUGUAAUGAAUGUUAUACAAUCACAAAAUCAUUGGAUUGGGGGUCAGUUGACAUGUGGUUGGGGGAAAGGAAUCAGACACUGAUUAAUGGAAAUAAAGGAUAACCAUUAUAAGAGUGUCAUAUAUCAAAAUGGGGCAGUAAGGAAGUUUGUUUCAGAAAUGGAGACAAACAGGAUGAGCAAUGGGAUAGAUGUGAAAAUCAUGUAGUAGAGAGGAUCUGAGCUUCAUUACCUGUGUGAUUUGACUGGAGGAUGGUGUAGAUUCAACAUUGCCAUAAGGCAUAGCAUUAAACUUAAUGCUGUUAAUGGACAUUGAUCACUUUGUAUGAAAACUUGGGUCUUUGCUAAAGUUUUUGUAGCAUUCGCAGGGGAAAAAUACAGAACAAGGAAUCUAAUUAAUCGCAUGUUUAUACAACACAGAAAAAUAAGGGCAGAGGCUUUAGAGGUUUAAGUCCCAAAUGUCACUAAGUGAAAAUAAAAUGUGACCUGCCUAUUGUUCACCUGCCCAAAAUCAGAAGAGAAGGACAUGCUUAUCUCAGGUAGGACUCUGAAUCAGCAAAUUAAAAGACUACAGAAAAAAAAUUUGGGGGGGGGAAUGAGGAAUCAAAUCUUGAGGAAUUUGUAUAUGAAUCAUUUUGUAACUACUAAUGUACGUAAAUAAACUCUGCAAUCUAACAGACAAACCAUAAUAUCUUAUGGUGGAAGAUGUGUGAAUUUGCCUGAUUUCAUUUGUAGAAGUAAAGGAGAUAUUUCAUUACUUUAUAUUGUAACUAAAAUUCAUAUAUAAAACAUUAAUUCUUAUUUUCCCCUGUUAGAUAGUGAUAUCAAUAUAUAUGUGAAUUUAAGAUUUGUUCUAGCGCUAUUCUUACUAUAAUUGAGUAAUCACAUUAAACAUACCAAUAUGUAUAAAUUCUAGAUCAUGUGGACCACACACUGUAAUACUUAAGUACAGAAAGAUAUAAAAAUCAGACCAACAUUUGAUUUUUAUAUACCAACAGAGAGAUUCACACACAUUCACAGACACAAACACAGACACACAUACACUCACACAAGGAAAUAAACCCUUAAUAUUUAUGAGACAUUUAUUAUUCCUCUUCCUAUUUUCAAUCUUUAUUGAAAAUUCAAUUUAAAAAUCCAAAGAGAUGCAAACGUGUGUUUUAAAUUCUGUAUUUCCCAUGUUUUUUUCAUUUCUCUAUCUUAUUAACACACAUAUCCCUUGGGAUCCAGUCAGUCAUAUAACUGGACUAUAAAUGGUCGGCAAAGAGGAGAUGGAGUGUGAUAGAAAAGUCAAAUAAAACAUGUUUUGUUCAUGUUUAGCUAUUCGGGUAAAACUAAAGACAUCAUGCAGCAAAACAGUAACAUUUUAACUUCCAUUUAUUAUAUGCAGGACAAUUCAUAGUUGCUGAAGCUUAAAAUCAAUUACGUUUCUGGAUGAGUACAAAAAAAGUGAUGCAUUCAAGUAUUUAUUUUUCCAUGUCAAAUGUUUAGGUCAGCAUCUUCUGGCCGUGUCUCUCUGACUGUCGUGUGUUUCUGAUAUCAUUUGGAUUCUGAAAUGAGCUUUCGGUUUUUUCAAACCUGCUGCCUCAGAUAAGAUAUAAUUGUCAUAUACCAAGAGUGACAUAUGGAUUUGGAAUCAAAGUUUCUAAACUUUCUAUUCAAGACUUUAUGUAUUUUUAUCAAUAACAUGACAAUGCCUCUUUUUCAGGGUCGUUUAUCUGAACUAGUUUCCUAGGACAAGGAAGACAAUUUACAGAAACAAAGUGUUCCCUAAUUCUUUAAUACAAUGAGUAUUUAUAGAAAUCGUCUUCUGUACUCUUUAUUACAGAGAAUAUUUUGUGGAUGUCUACCACAGUUAAACCCUGAUCUAUCAUUUUCUUCAGUGCUUUUUAGCCAUUUAAAAUAAGAACAAAGAAGAAUGGAUGGAGAAAAUUGCUCCUCCUUGACUGAAUUCCACCUCGUGGGAAUUACUAAUAACCCUGAGAUCGAAGCGACCAUAUUCACCUUCUUUCUUGUUGUUUAUCUCAUUAUUCUUGUGGCAAAUCUUGGGAUGAUCAUUUUAAUUAGAAUGGACUCCCAGCUUCAAACACCAAUGUACUUUUUCCUUAGCCACCUCUCCUUCUGCAACCUCUGCUAUUCCACGGCAGUUGGGCCCAAGAUGCUGGUGGACCUCUUAACCAAAGACAAAUCAAUUUUUUUCUAUGGCUGUGCUCUGCAGUUCUUCAUAUUUUGUAUCUUUACAGAUUCUGAGUGUCUCCUGCUGGCCGUGAUGGCCUUUGACAGGUACAAGGCCAUUAGCAACCCCUUGCUCUAUACAGUCGACAUGUCCAGCAGGGUGUGCUCCGUGCUCAUGGUUGGGAUUUACCUGGUGGGCGUGGUGGAUGCUUUGAUACACGCCAUGUUAACUUUCCACUUAUGUUUCUGUGGGUCAAAUGAAGUUAACCAUUUCUUCUGUGAUGUUCCUCCGCUAGUGUUGCUAUCUUGUUUAGAUAUACAGGUUAAUGAGUUAGUGAUAUUCAUUGUUUUUGGCUUCAUUGAACUGAGUACCCUUUCAGGGAUUUUAGUCUCUUACCGUUACAUCAUCCUCUCAGUCUUAAAGAUCCGCUCUGCUGGGGGAAAGUUCAAAGCUUUCUCCACCUGCACCUCUCACUUAACUGCUGUUGCAAUGUUCCAGGGAACUAUGCUCUUUAUGUAUUUCCGCCCAAGCUCUGCCUACUCUCUAGAUCAAGACAAAAUGACCUCGUUGUUUUAUACCCUUGUUAUUCCCAUGUUAAACCCCCUGGUAUACAGCCUAAGAAAUAAAGAUGUGAAAGAAGCUCUGGAAAAACUAAAAAACAAAAUGUUGUUUUAAAUAGUUACACAUGUAAGAAGUUGGAGUUUUUUUCAAAUCUUAUAAGUAGAGUAUAAUGUGGUCUCUAAUUCUUUAAUACAAUCAGUAUUUGUACAAAUCCUCUUCUGUACCCUUUAUUAGGUACUUUCCUAAAUAUGCUGUACUUUGUUAAGUGUCUUCAAUUUAAAAAUAGCACUCACUAAUUUUACAAAUGUUUCCAGUCUCUUUAUUAGUGUAUAAAAAUUUUAUUUGUUCUAAUUUAUUUUUUAUGCAUUAACUGAAUUAUUUUAGGAGUUACUGAUUGUUUAUUUAACAUCUACUAUACCCUUGACUUUCUGUAUUUUAAGAUCAAUCCAGUGGGUACUAUACUAAUGAAUUCUAUAAUCCACUGUAAACGGUGAACUUUAAUUAGCUCAUAUUUCAAAUAAUUCAUAAUGAACUAUAAAACUUUGUGAAACAAAAAAGCAAGGUGCUCUUAAUCCAAAGUAAAAUGUCUUAAUCUGCUAAGAAAAGGAGCAAAACUUGGUUGAAAUGGGCACAUGUAGGUUCUGAUCUAAAUGAUGAAAGGAGAUGCAAAGUGGGGGGAGAGGAAAGUAUUGUAGACAGGAGAAUUGGCCAUUAGUGGUCAUGAGGUAGCUAUGACUAUGUCUUUUUAGAGGAAAUAAAGACCCAAAUUAUUAGAUAUAAAAGAUCAAAAAGAAGGACCUUGGUGAAGCCCAUCCUUGUGCUAUAAUUCUUAACUUGCUCCUUCCUUCCUUUCAUCCCUCCUCCCCACCCCAUCUCAGGCCUGGGCAAAUUCCCCUAGCCUUGGUUCGUAAACCACCCUCUCCUCAGGGCAUCAUUUUAUCCGCGACUUGCUUUGUUAAAUCAUUGCGUAUACGCUGAGAUUAAGAGCACUCUGUGAUGGUGAGUGUUUCAUCUCUGUUAUAACAAGCACCUAUAUUGUGUCCAUGACAUAGGAUGGGAAAACAGAUACAUGAUAAAAUCAAUGCACAUUAACAUUUUUUGAGUGAUGUUCACAUGGCAGUCAAAACACAAUUAAUUGAGAUAAUAGUAUACACCUCGAAUAUAUUUUUCACACCUUGUAAGAAACUUAAUAAUGGAUCUAUAAAGAUACAUAUAUUAAUUACUUAAGAGUUAAAGAGCAUGAAUUUGGGCACUUUCUUGAUGUGUACCUACUUCAUCAGGCUCUGUUUUAGUUUUUUAAUAGCUAAAAUAAAGCUACAGGCUGGUUUAGAAACAUGGUUACAGCCUUAUAUUUAAAGACUAUACAAGACUCAGGAAACCCUGGUGGCUUGUGAUUAAGAGCUAUGGCUGCUAGUCAGCAGUUCUAAUCCACCAAGCACUCCUUGGAAACUCUGUGGGUCAGUUCUACUCUGUCCUAUAGGGUCACUAUGAGUUGGAAUCAACUCAAAUGCAACGGGUUAUACACAACUCAAUGAUACUGUUAAUUA
This is a messenger RNA of Loxodonta africana (African savanna elephant), 6785 nucleotides long. RefSeq names its product olfactory receptor 5W2-like. The coding region runs from base 4420 to 5352 and encodes 310 amino acids. Gene Ontology annotation, molecular function: odorant binding; olfactory receptor activity; G protein-coupled receptor activity. Gene Ontology annotation, biological process: G protein-coupled receptor signaling pathway; sensory perception of smell. NCBI's taxonomy places the organism in Eukaryota, Metazoa, Chordata, Mammalia, Proboscidea, Elephantidae. The transcript has a single exon. The record is from RefSeq and is a predicted model, not a curated record. Gene Ontology annotation, cellular component: membrane.